AAACCCAAUUCGUCGGAUAAGUCACAUGUCUGCUUCCCAUUGUCCGCAGCCAGACCCACCGGGGUGUGUACAGACAGACACACUGGGGCGUGUACAGUGAGUGAGCUUCGGGAGGCUGGGUGUGUCACAGUGGUCGAGCUACGGGCGGCUGGGGUUGGGCCGGUUGAGUAGUGUGGCGCGUUGCCCUGUGGUCCUCCUCGGUACAGGCUCGUGUCGCAGCAUCCUUCCAACACAACGCCUCAGCACUCGUCUCGUGAAGGAUGCUCUGGGCGGAAGAUUUGCCGACUGUAACGAUCCGGACCUCGGCCGACAGCAAUGGGAAUGUGAGGCGUGUCUCCUCGGGUUAGAGCUUCUACUAAAAUACCAUUUAAACGGAACAAAACAGCCAUCGCACCUGGAUGGAGAACGGAGGACACGCAAGACUCGAGAUAACGACCAGUGUUUACGAAGGCCAUGGCGAAGUAGUAGCCUCAUAUGCUGAAGAUGAAUACGUUAACCAAAAUGUCUAAAAACAAACAUUCGGAGUCGGUGCGGGUGGUGGUCCGCUGCCGCCCGUUAAACCGGAGAGAAACCGGCCCGACGGAACGGGAAAACAUUUUGGAGAUAAACGACCAAUUGGGACAGAUUACCAUUCGAAACCCCAACGCACCGGCCGAACAACCUCAGAAAACGUUCACGUUUGAUUCUGUCUACGACUGUAACUCAAAUCAAAUGGACAUCUACGACGACACGGUGGGACCCCUGGUGGAGUCGGUGCUUCAUGGCUUCAACGGAACGAUAUUCGCCUACGGCCAGACCGGCACAGGUAAGACAUAUACGAUGCAAGGUGUUUCCAACAAUCCAGAGGAACGGGGGAUUGUACCAAAUUCGUUUGAGCACAUUUUUACCCAGAUCUCCAGAACUCAGAAUCAAAAGUACCUGGUCAGGGCGUCCUACCUGGAGAUCUACCAAGAGGAGAUCCGAGACCUCUUAUGCAAGAACAACAGCCGGAGUCUGGAGCUCAAGGAGAGCGCCGACUGCGGGGUGUACGUCAGAGACCUGUCCUCCGUGGUCACCAAGAACGUCUCGGAGCUGGAGCACGUCAUGAACAUGGGCAACCAGUCCCGGGCGGUGGGCUUCACCCACAUGAACGACCGCAGCUCGCGCUCCCACGCCAUCUUCGUGGUGACGGUGGAGUGCAGCGAGGCGGGGCCCGACGGAGAGGACCACAUCCGCGUGGGCAAGCUCAACAUGGUGGACCUGGCGGGCAGCGAGCGCCAGAGCAAGACCGGCGCCAAGGGCAAGCGUCUGAAGGAGGCCGCCAAGAUCAACCUGUCCCUGUCGGCGCUGGGGAACGUCAUCUCGGCGCUGGUGGACGGCCGCAGCACCCACGUGCCGUACCGCGACUCCAAGCUCACCCGCCUGCUGCAGGACUCCCUGGGCGGGAACGCCAAGACGGUGAUGCUGGCCACGGUGGGGCCGUCGGGCCGGCACCACGACGAGACACUCACCACGCUGCGCUACGCCAGCCGCGCCAAGAACAUCAAGAACAAGCCCCGCGUCAACGAGGACCCCAAGGACGCGCUGCUGCGGGAGUUCCAGCAGGAGAUCGCCCGGCUGAAGGCGCAGCUGGAGGAGCGAGGGGUCCUGGCCAAGGAGAGGCGGAGGAGGAGGAGGGACAGCAAGAGGCUCAGCCGGUGUCUGCCCGGCAUGGAGGAGGAGGAGGGGGGGCUGGGGUUCAAGGAGCGAGACAUGAUGGUGUGGAGCUCCAUGCUGAAGGAAGCCGGAGGAGGAGGAGGAGGCGCAGACGACGGGAACAUCGGGAGCGGCUCCUGCUUCCAGCUGGGGGCCAGGGAGAAGUUUCAGGAGUGGGGGGAGAAGGAGACGCACAAGGACGACAUCCAGUCGGACCAAGAGGCCCUGGAGAAGAUCAUAGAGAAGUACAAGGCCAUGGAGAGCAAACUGCUCGUUGGGGGGAAGAACAUAAUUGAUCACACAAAUGAACAGCAGAAAAUGCUUACGCUGAAGAGACAAGAGAUCGCCGAGCAGAUCCGACGGGAGCGGGAGAUCCAGCAGCAGUUGAUGCUGCAGGACGAGGAGACGCUGGAGGUGAGAGAAACCUUCUCCUCCAUGCAGCACGAGGUGGAGCUGAAGACCAGGAAGCUGAGGAAGCUUUAUGCCAAGCUGCAGAUGGUGAGGUUAGAGAUGUGCGAUGUAAUCGAGGAGCAUGUGUUGACAAGACAAGAGCUGGAGCAGACCCAGAACGAACUGACCAGAGAGCUCAAGUACAAGUUCAUGCUGAUCGAGAACUUCAUCCCGCCAGAGGAGAAGAACAAGAUGAUGAACCGGGUGUACUUCGACGGGGAGGAGGAGCAGUGGCGGUUUCAACCCAUCCUGGCGUCCGACAGAUUCAGGAGCCCUCCUUCCUCCCCCAGGACCCCCACCGCGGUGAAGAGGAGGCCCACCUCGGUGGUCGGUUACAAGAGACCCAUCAGUCAGUACGCACAGAUGGCGGUUGCCACGGCAACGGGAGCACCAUCCAGAUACCAGGCGGAGAACAUCCUGCUGCUGGAGCUGGACAUGUCCCCCCCCACCAUGUUCACCCUGAACCUGAACGGAGCCCACCUGGAGAGGGUCUUCUCCCCCCGUCCCGGGGUGACCCCCAGAGAGAGGGGCCCGGCCGCCCGGGUCCGCAGGUCCCGGUCCUGGUAGGGUCCCCGUUCCCUCGUCUCCUCUC
This is a messenger RNA of Gadus chalcogrammus (walleye pollock), 2716 nucleotides long. RefSeq names its product kinesin family member 3Cb (gene kif3cb). Gene Ontology annotation, molecular function: microtubule binding; microtubule motor activity; ATP binding. The transcript has 7 exons. Bases 475 to 2691 code for a protein of 738 amino acids. Gene Ontology annotation, biological process: microtubule-based movement. NCBI's taxonomy places the organism in Eukaryota, Metazoa, Chordata, Actinopteri, Gadiformes, Gadidae. The record is from RefSeq and is a predicted model, not a curated record.